ACUCCUUCAUGAAAUCUUUAAGAAAAUAUUUGAAGACUUUCGCAAAAUUAUGAUUUAUCGUUGACAUGAUUAGUCUGUGUUUUCUUAAAAGAAUUCGCUGUGUAGCAUUUAAAGAAAAGUAUUGAUACUUAUUUAAAAAAACAGAAUUAUUUUAAUAUAUUCCUUUUAUUGAUUAUUUCGAAUGCUUACGCAUUGCAAAGGAACCUGAAGCCGACGUCAACGAACCCUAAUAUCGUCACGUAGCAACCUAGCAGGUGCGAGUCAACAAGAAUCGUGACUAUAAUCAAUGUGUAAGUCGCGUUGUAUAAUUGUCAAACCAGCAUCUAAUUGCCAAGGAAAGAUCGUUCGUGACACGCAAUCAGUGUCCCCUGCGAAAGUUUUCAAACUCGAUAAGACGAGUUCGAGCGAACUCCUCGGUAAACUCAAUAUUGAUAAACAUAACGUAAACUAGACAGAAAAAUAAAGUCUUUUUCCACAAACUACAAUUUUAUAAAUGUAAUUGAGCUUUUCAAUAAUCCAUCGAUUAAACGCAAAGCGUAAAUAAUCUAUCGCAUGCAAAUAUCAUGAAAUCAAUGAUAUUGCAUUAACGAGAAAUAAAAUUAGCAUUUUUUUAAAAGAUAAUAUAAUGAUACGUCGACCCAAACGGCCCACGAUAUCAGUCGUUGCGCCUUCAAGGAAGCAGUUUCUCGAGGAAUGCCUGGUUUAAUGUCUCAUGCCAGGCCAUAAUGUAAACUUUUUACCUGGCGGAACUCUGGAUUUCCUGCACUGUAAUUACCUGGAGGUGCAAAAACGUCGAGAAGAAUGGCGAAGAAAACGGCGCCCGCAGCAUUGCAGACGGAAGUUGUAAACGAUGAAGAAUGGGCAAAGAUAUUAACACGGAAAGGUUUAGUGGUGGUAGACGUGUACUCGGAUUGGAGUGGUCCUUGCACAGGUAUGGUCAGUAUCCUGAAAAAGAUAAAGAUGGAGAUUGGCGGUGAUGCGCUGAGUUAUGCCACGGCGAGUUGCGAUCGCGUAAACGACUUGAAGAGGUUUCAAGGAAAAAGCGAACCCAUUUGGAUGUUUAUUCACGAAGGGCGAAUGAUAAAUUUAAUGUUUGGAGCGAAUUGUCCGCAGUUCCUGAAAAUGCUGACGACCGAGCUGGAAAGGAUUCAAACUGGUGACGAGCACGAAUUCUCAAUAGACGUUUCCGAGCAGAGUCCAGAAGAGAUAAGGUUACAGAAUAUCCAGGAAGAGACGACAAUAGCCAAAGAGAUAGAGAGGAAAUCUCGAAAACAAGCUGAAACUAAAGCGAGGUACGAGGCGGAGAUGCUGCAUCUGACGACGUCGUUGCGCAACGAGACGUGCCUGCUGUUGUUUCCUUGGGUAUUCAAAGAUGAGGAAGGACACAAACGAGACAAGAAGAUGAGUCCGCCGUACGUGGAACUAAUCGAAGAACUGCUACCAGAGCACUACACAGUGGAGCAAGAAAUGCGUAAACGAUUGAACGAAGAUUUGCUCAAGCAGAUACUCGUCGAGUCGACGUACAGCUUUCCGGCAGCUGCCAAACAGUUGCUUUUCGAUGGCAAGUGCAUGUUUAUGCGAUUGAAGUUUGUCGAGGGAGAACGGGAUCUUGACGUUGAAAAUCAUCUGUGCACUAUCCUGUUUAAUCAACCGGCGUUACCGGAAUCGGAAGAUGACUGGAACGAAGAGUGUUACGCUGGAAAACACUGUCCAGCUUUUGAAGUAUACGAUAGAGAAAGCGGAAAGUUUCCCUUCGUUUGGACACCACCAACUCCUAGGAAUAAAGCAGUCGUUUUCCGCACAAUAUUCACUGUGUAUACCAACACAACGUAUCCGUACGAAGAUAAGAUGACAAAAGUCCCAAUAAUCGUUUUUAAAUACGAUUAUACGCGUAAAAAUGACUUGAGAAUCGUGCUAGAAAUGUUCGAGGAUGAUGUCAUCGAUUUCGGAGUCUUUGAAUACGAUAAACCAACUGAAGCUAAGAUGAUCGCUAAAAGUAUAGAGGAAUUCGAGACGAGCACCGAAGAAAAAACAGGUUACGAAAUAUUCGCCUGUACAGUGAAGAAAGUCGGGUGCGAAGCAUUUUUGGGUUUCGCUGGAAUCGGACCUUUUCAUGUGAGUGAAAAUCCGGAAAAGGCUAUAGAAGAGUCCAAGUUAUAUUUCCCGGAUAUAGCUAUUGUAGAAGAAACGCAAUCGGAUGACGAAGAAAAGCCCGAGGAAGAGAAUCAAGAUAAUGUACCAUAAUUGCUAGAUAAUUACAUACAGAAAUAGUAGAUUGUAAAUAAAUUAAUAUAGCAGUGAAUCCUAAAUACAACAUAAACGAAACUCAAUAAAUAAUAAUGUGUGUUAUAAAAAUGUAAGACAAAGGAACGAAAAAACAUUUGUAAACGGGAAUAAAAAUUCUGGAUAAGUAGUACAAAAAAAA
Ooceraea biroi (clonal raider ant) is the source of this 2425-nucleotide messenger RNA. RefSeq lists its product as uncharacterized. NCBI's taxonomy places the organism in Eukaryota, Metazoa, Arthropoda, Insecta, Hymenoptera, Formicidae. The record is from RefSeq and is a predicted model, not a curated record.